AUGGAAAUCGAGGAACGAGUACUGAAGUAUUUUCGUUUUUAUUCAUGUAAUGAAAAAGUUCAUAAAGUUGAACAAUUACAUGUACAGAACAAUGAAACUUUGUGCUGCUUUCUUGAGUAUGACAUAUACAUUUUGUUUACAUUCCUGAAGCAUUGGGAAAUGAAUUUUUUCGACUUUAUAUAUGUCUAUUUAUGGGCAGACGAGUUUGAAACGCAAAAGCUAACCACCUCUCAUCUAGAUCUAUCACGUACCUGUCGCGAUAACGGACUAAGAGAAUGCGAUCAGUUUCUCGUUAAUCAUCCGUUAAAGAUUAGUUGA
This is a messenger RNA of Trichobilharzia regenti, 318 nucleotides long. NCBI's taxonomy places the organism in Eukaryota, Metazoa, Platyhelminthes, Trematoda, Strigeidida, Schistosomatidae. The record is from the annotation of a GenBank genome assembly.